Chaetura pelagica (chimney swift) is the source of this 1724-nucleotide messenger RNA. It is a transcript of the gene KLHL12, whose product is annotated as kelch-like family member 12. The transcript is spliced from 11 exons. The record is from RefSeq and is a predicted model, not a curated record. Bases 27 to 1724 code for a protein of 565 amino acids. Gene Ontology annotation, molecular function: protein binding. NCBI's taxonomy places the organism in Eukaryota, Metazoa, Chordata, Aves, Apodiformes, Apodidae.
GGCUGUGCCCGCAGGUGCCGCGCGCCAUGGCCCCCCCCAAGGACAUCAUGACCAACUCGCACGCCAAGUCCAUCCUCAACGCCAUGAACGCCCUGCGGAAAAGCAACACGCUGUGCGACGUCACCCUCCGCGUGGAGCACAAGGACUUCCCGGCCCAUCGCAUCGUCCUGGCCGCCUGCAGCGACUACUUCUGCGCCAUGUUCACCAGCGAGCUCUCUGAGAAAGACAAACCCUACGUGGAUAUCCAGGGACUGACAGCUUCCACCAUGGAAAUCCUGCUGGACUUUGUAUACACAGAAACUGUUCAUGUGACCGUAGAGAACGUCCAAGAGCUGCUCCCCGCGGCGUGUCUGCUCCAGCUGAAAGGUGUGAAACAAGCUUGCUGUGAAUUUCUAGAAAGCCAGCUGGAUCCAUCCAAUUGUUUGGGCAUUCGGGAUUUUGCUGAGACACACAAUUGUGUUGAUCUAAUGCAAGCUGCAGAGGUCUUCAGCCAGAAACAUUUCCCAGAGGUGGUUCAGCAUGAAGAGUUUAUCCUCUUAAAUCAAGAAGAGGUUGAAAAGCUCAUCAAGUGUGAUGAAAUUCAGGUGGACUCCGAGGAGCCGGUGUUUGAGGCAGUGAUCAACUGGGUGAAGCACUCCAAGAAGGAGCGGGAGGCGUCGCUGCCCGAGCUGCUGCAGUACGUGCGGAUGCCGCUGCUCACCCCGCGCUACAUCACCGACGUGAUCGACACCGAGCCCUUCAUCCGGUGCAGCCUGCAGUGCAGAGACCUUGUAGAUGAAGCCAAGAAAUUUCAUCUUCGGCCCGAGCUCCGGAGUCAGAUGCAAGGACCCAGGACAAGAGCGCGUCUGGGAGCAAACGAAGUGCUGCUGGUGAUCGGCGGCUUCGGCAGCCAGCAGUCACCCAUCGACGUGGUGGAGAAAUACGACCCAAAGACUCAGGAGUGGAGUUUCUUGCCAAGCAUCACCCGGAAGAGGCGCUAUGUCGCCACAGUGUCCCUGCACGACCGCAUCUACGUGAUCGGGGGGUACGAUGGGCGCUCCCGCCUCAGCUCUGUGGAGUGCUUGGAUUAUACAUCAGAUGAGGAUGGGAUCUGGUACUCUGUGGCUCCUAUGAAUGUACGCCGAGGCCUGGCAGGAGCCACCACCCUUGGAGACAUGAUCUACGUGUCCGGGGGGUUUGACGGGAGCCGCCGUCACACCAGUAUGGAGCGAUACGACCCCAACAUUGACCAGUGGAGCAUGCUGGGAGACAUGCAGACAGCACGGGAGGGAGCAGGGCUUGUUGUAGCUAAUGGAGUUAUCUACUGCCUCGGUGGCUAUGAUGGGCUGAACAUACUGAACUCAGUAGAGAGGUAUGAUCCCCACACUGGACACUGGACAAAUGUCACCCCAAUGGCCACUAAGCGCUCAGGGGCUGGAGUGGCUCUGCUGAACGACCACAUUUAUGUGGUUGGUGGCUUCGACGGGACAGCUCAUCUCUCUUCUGUGGAAGCCUAUAAUAUUCGCACUGACUCCUGGACGACUGUCACCAGCAUGACGACCCCCCGCUGCUACGUGGGGGCCACGGUGCUGCGGGGCAGGCUCUACGCCAUCGCGGGGUACGAUGGCAACUCACUGCUGAGCAGCAUUGAGUGCUAUGAUCCCGUCAUUGACAGCUGGGAAGUGGUGACCUCCCUGGGGAUGCAGCGCUGCGACGCUGGAGUCUGUGUCCUUCGGGAGAAGUGA